AUGGAGCCCCGAGCAACUGCCGCAAAGGCUGGAGGCAGCACCGGACUGCUUAUGGACUUGGCAGCCAACGAGAAGGCUGUGCAUGCUGACUUCUUCAAUGCUUAUGCUGCUCAACCCCAGAGGCGAAAGGCUUCCCUGGUAGGACACCCUGCCAGGAACCCUGCGAGGAACACAGGCGAUUAG
This is a messenger RNA of Orycteropus afer afer, 183 nucleotides long. The record is from RefSeq and is a predicted model, not a curated record. NCBI's taxonomy places the organism in Eukaryota, Metazoa, Chordata, Mammalia, Tubulidentata, Orycteropodidae.